Messenger RNA from Sphaerulina musiva SO2202, 795 nucleotides. RefSeq lists its product as uncharacterized. NCBI's taxonomy places the organism in Eukaryota, Fungi, Ascomycota, Dothideomycetes, Mycosphaerellales, Mycosphaerellaceae. Bases 1 to 795 code for a protein of 264 amino acids. The record is from RefSeq and is a predicted model, not a curated record. The transcript has a single exon.
AUGUUCCAAAACUAUCUCCUCACUCCACCGCGCUCCCUCCCACGAAGGCGUUCCGGAGGCAAUGGCAUCUUCUCUGGACGUCAUACACGCAUGGGAGGAUUUUACGAGGAUGUCUACGACCCCCGUAACAUAAGAGAAGAGAGAGAAGCAGAAGAAGCGGGUGAAGGUCCUGGUGAGAAGUGCGAAUCGGAGACUGAGUCGGAGUCGGAGUCGGAAUCUGAUGUUGCGGUGAAGAAGGAUUCUUCGUAUGAAGGGCGGUGGGGAAGGAAUGGCAGGAAGGCAAGGGUGUCAGUUGGAGGAGGGGAUGUGGUGGUGGUGGAGGAGGAGAAGAUGAAGGCGAAGAAGAGGAAGAAGGGCGUUAUGGUCGUCAAUGACAAUGACAGUGAGGGACUUGAAGACCACGAAGAUGAUAUCUUCAAAAUCGCGCCAAAUCUCAACUCAAAGACUUCAAUUCCUCGAUCGGAAAUCAAGAAGCCGAAGGGGAGGAAGCAGUGUGGCUUUUACCAUAGCAAAGCCCAUGCCUCCGACAAUGAAGACGAAGUUUGGACGAGAAGCAGGCGGGGAAAGCGUUCAAAAGUCGCUAUUCGUCCAGCGCACCGCACUCUGUUCAAGCAGCAGCUCAAAGAGCGUCUCACGGAGAAGAAGAAAGCUGAACAGGCUGCCAAGCGCGCUCAGAGACAAAAUAAAACUGUUACUGUUAAGAAGAAGGACAGGAGGGGGAUUGCUGCCAAGGCUAUGGUGGUGAUGGUGGAUAAUCGUGGCAUAAAUUUCUCGGAAUAUCAACGAUUUGGUUGA